Molecule: messenger RNA, 1416 nt
Organism: Cuscuta europaea
Lineage: Eukaryota; Viridiplantae; Streptophyta; Magnoliopsida; Solanales; Convolvulaceae
Source: the annotation of a GenBank genome assembly
AAAACCAAAGGUCAAAAAUUGAGAAUGCGGCUACUGCAUCUGAAAGGCUGAAACAGGGGAAAAGGUCCUGAUAAAAUUCACAAAUCCACCACUAUCACCCGCAAGGCCAGGAGCUAACCGCAGAAAGGAAAUGCCGGUUUUCAAGACACCCUUCAAUGGCUACUCUGUGAAAUUCAGCCCGUUUUAUGAGAACCAACUAGCCGUCGGCACGGCCCAGAAUUUCGGCAUCUUGGGUAACGGCCGGGUCCACGUCCUCCAGCUCAACCCAAACGGGCCAAUCUCCCAAAUUGCCGCUUUCGACACCGCCGACAGCGUGUACGACGUGUGCUGGUCGGAGGCCCACGAUUCCCUAAUCAUCGCAGCCGUGGGUGACGGCUCAAUCAAGCUCUACGACCUCGCUUUGCCGCCCACGAACAACCCCAUACGAUCGUUCCAAGAGCACACCAGAGAAGUCCACGCCGUUGACUACAACACAGUCCGGAAAGACUCGUUCUUGUCGGCUUCUUGGGAUGAUACGGUGAAGCUCUGGACCGUUGAUAGGAAUGCCAGCGUAAGGACUUUCAAGGAGCACGCUUACUGCGUGUACUCUGCCACAUGGAACCCGAGACACGCGGAUGUGUUUGCUUCAGCUUCCGGCGAUUGCAGUGCCCGUAUUUGGGAUGUCCGGGAACCAGGUUCAACCAUGAUUCUGCCUGCACAUGCGCAUGAAAUCCUCUCAUGUGAUUGGAACAAGUACGAUGAAUGUAUCAUAGCAACUGCAUCGGUCGACAAGUCAAUAAAAGUUUGGGAUGUGAGGAGCUACAGGGUGCCGAUAUCUGUGCUUAAUGGGCACGGGUAUGCAGUUAGGAAAGUGCGCUUCUCACCACAUAGAGGAAGUGUUCUUUUGUCUUGUUCUUAUGACAUGACGGUUUGUAUGUGGGACUAUAUGGUGGAAGAUGCUCUUAUUGGAAGGUAUGAUCAUCACACUGAGUUUGCGGUUGGGGUGGAUAUGAGUGUUCUCGUGGAAGGGCUUUUGGCAAGCACGGGUUGGGACGAGCUUGUUUAUGUUUGGCAGCAUGGAAUGGAUCCUAGAGCUUCUUGAUGAAGGACAAGAGAAGAGAAGUCCUCUGUUUUUUAUUGGUUUUGAGGAGGGGGUAUGCUUUAUUUGUUGUUUGCGAUACAAUCAAUGAGUACGAAAGGAAGUGAUAUACUGAGAAAAUAAUGCAGUUGCUUUCACCUUCCCAUGUAAGGAGGAAGUAAGAUUUCACAUUUCAUCUUUGAUUGGAUGAUACAUACCUAUAGACAUAAUUGUAUAGGUCAUGCGGAAAAUACUGUAAUGAUCAGUGUGUCAUGCCAAUUAAUUUACAAUAUCCAAUAAAGAUAUAGCAGUGAAUGUAGCCUCUAAACUUUGAGUUGGACUUGGGGUACACAUUUUUG